Messenger RNA from Exophiala mesophila, 1583 nucleotides. RefSeq lists its product as uncharacterized. The coding region runs from base 204 to 1055 and encodes 283 amino acids. Gene Ontology annotation, cellular component: endoplasmic reticulum; membrane. The record is from RefSeq and is a predicted model, not a curated record. NCBI's taxonomy places the organism in Eukaryota, Fungi, Ascomycota, Eurotiomycetes, Chaetothyriales, Herpotrichiellaceae. The transcript is spliced from 3 exons. Gene Ontology annotation, biological process: endoplasmic reticulum tubular network organization; membrane organization.
CUUCCCACUUGACAAACUAGCCCUCAUCCUUCCACAUCUGUCUUUUCAACUCUUUCCACAAUCUUCUCCAGCUUCCCUUUCUCUUGCCAUUACAGACACCAGGUUCUUGCCGCAACCUCACCGCAGACACACCGACUAGCUUCAUUUGCUCUUUUCCUGACCGCCCCUCCAUCCUCCAUCCUCAUCCUCAAUUUCUUCAAGCUAUGGCACCCCCACCUCCGGCCACCUUGCCCUUGACAGAGCGUCUCCAGAAACUUGCAACCACGCUUCAGUUCGCCUGGUUCGCUGGCCAUGCCACCCUCUUGACGUCCGUGUUCUACUACGCCUUGUCCUAUGUGACCUUCAAGUCGAACUCCAAGACUGCUGCCUUUGCCUACCGUCUUGCCUUCAUCUCGGCUGUCGCAACGUACGGAAUCGUCGUCUUCAAGGCCUUUCGUGCUCGUGUGAGGUCCAGCGCCAAUGCUGGGACCGCUUUACUGCUUCUCUCGGAUGAAAAUGUUCAAUACCUACUCAUCAGCUUGGUCUGGCUCUACUCCAGACAAAUUCCCCUUGCCCUACUACCCUUCACGGUCUACUCCGUCUUCCACGUCGCUACCUAUACCCGAACCAACCUGAUCCCAACCUUCCAACCCCCACAACAGACUCCCGGAGCCACCCCAACUUCUCCUGGCGCUGCCAAAUCUCAAAGUGGCCUUGCCAACACCAUUGGAAAGUUCGUCAAGCAAUAUUAUGAUGCCUCAAUGGGUCUGGUUGCCCUGCUUGAGAUUCUCCUAUGGGGUCGCCUCUUCCUCUCUGCGCUGACCUUCAGCAAGGGAUCAUGGGUUUUGCUUGCCAUCUACUCCAUCUUCCUGCGAGCUCGCUAUCAACAAAGUCAAUUUGUACAAAGCGCCUUCUCCAAGAUUGCUGCUCGCAUCGAUCAACAGGUCCAGAACCCCAACGCUCCUCCCGCACUGAAGCAAGGCUGGGGUUCCGUCAAAGACGUCAGUGCUAGAUUCAUUGAUGCCACAGACGUUCGCAACUACACUGGUGGCGCCGCACAGAAGAAGCCUCAAUAGAGCUCGCACGCUGCGUUCAGUGGCUGUUUUUGUGAUCCCAGUAUGCGGAGUUCAGCUCAGCUCCAACGAAAAGCUGUGGUUUCUGCGGUAGGAUAUACCGUGAGCCUCACCGGAUGAACUUUGGAAACACGAAUCAAUUUGCGCCUGAGUUGCCAUACCCUGGGGUUGCCCAGCGAGGCAACUGCGCUGCUAUUUGAGACACCGGAAAACGCCGUGGAGAAUUUUGUGGAGGAGUGGACAAGGGGUCGUAAGGUUCCAACCUGCAGACGAUGCGGAUUACUGUUUCUCUGGUACAUCACUUACCAAACAGUACGUCUAGACAAAGGGAAGGACGAUACAGAGAGCGAGCAACACUUGCUUGCGUAUAUGCCUGGAGAUGAUGGGAGGUUUGAAUUGUCUAGCAUCGACAAAUCAUAGGCUUAUGACUCUUAGUUGUGUUUAUGUUUGGUUCAGUAGAAUCAUUUAGCAGAUGCUUGCGAGAACAGUCCCUGGUCGUUUUGUUAACAUGACAAGUUUUUUAUUUUCUCA